Molecule: messenger RNA, 2212 nt
Organism: Ciona intestinalis (vase tunicate)
Lineage: Eukaryota; Metazoa; Chordata; Ascidiacea; Phlebobranchia; Cionidae
Source: RefSeq, a predicted model, not a curated record
UACCACAUGUAAGUUUAAAAUGUAAAUGAAUGUAACUUAUUAAUCCACGUGUGGUGCGACAAAACCAGUCGUUAUUGCACGGUUGUUUUGUUUCAUAUACACCGCUUCGUGCCCUCUUUUUGAAGAACCGUUAAUUUUCCAGGGACAAAUUCGGCCAUAAUGUUAUAGCACGUAGCAGCGAAACACAGUGAAUCAGAAUAUGUACAGAUGACAGUGUUAAUAAUAAAAGCAUCAGAUCCAUUAUAUUAACAUAUAUAUAUGUGGCUAUAGCAAAGAUGCAUGCGCUCCAACUAUAGGGUCACGUCAAAUGUUUGGUGUUACAUGGAAUGCCAAUUUAUUUUGCAUGGUCCAGUGGUUAACUGUUAUUUUGCAUAAAAUAUGCAGCAAUAUUGUUUUAUUUGUAAGUAUUUUGUUCAGUUACCGAAAUGGUUGGAAAAGAAUGGCGAACUUUCUUUGGCAUCGGGUACAGUAGUUUCUACGCGCUUGGAUACAUGGUAAUGUCAGGGGUGGCUUAUAACUGGAGGAACUGGCAUGACAUCAUGUUGGUAUGUACUUUACUAAGUACACCAUUUGUGCUUUUCGCCAUCGUUUUACCGGAGUCGCCCCGUUGGUUAUUCACAAAGAAAAAAGACAAAGAAGGAGUUAAGGUGACAAAGUUACUGGCAAGGAUAAACAAAGUAACGCUCACCAAUGAAGAUUGGAAAGAAGCUAAACGACACAGAAUCGAACUAGAAGAACUAGAGAACGCUAAAAAAGGAACAUCAGAAAGAAAAUAUUCAAUAAUUGAUCUAUUUAGACAUCGUGAAACUUGUAUUAUUACCAUGAAAGUAAUGUUCAAUUGGUUCGUAACAAGUUUUGUAUACUAUGGAAUUUCCCUUAAUGCCGGUACCCUAGCUGGAAAUAUUUUUGUGAACAACACAUUAAAUGGUGUUAUGGAAAUAGGUUCAUACAUUUUCUGUAUUUUAUUAUUGGAUCGAGUAGGACGACGAAUUUUACUUUCGGGGAUGAUGUGCCUAUCUGGCAUUGGUCUUAUUAUAAGUCUUGUUGUUAAAGAGUAUAAAGGCAGUGAACCAGGUUUCGAAACUUUAAGUUUGGUGUUCGCGUUUGUAGCAAUGAUUGGCAUCUCUGGUUGUUCCGCUAUCACACUUAUCUUUACAUGUGAGUUAUACCCUACUGUGGUAAGGAGCAUUGGUGUUGGAGUGGGAUCAAUAAUGGCGCGUAUUGGUGGAAUGACUGUGCCAUUUUUGAUCGCAUUGCAAGAUGAUGUCACAUGGUUGCCAAACGCUAUUUUCGGAGUAUCUGCCUUAUUGACGGGACUGGCAUCCUUAACUUUCCCGGAGACGAACGGUCACAAAAUGAUGGAAACAAUUGAAGAAGCCGAGAUAUUUUAUAAAACAGGAAAAAUAAAUAGCGAAGAAGAAAGUUUAUCUAGGUGUUCUAAUGACGUUGGUGUGGCGGAAAACAACGUCGGUCAUGACAACGCUGGAUUUUCAUCUAUCGAGGAAAACGAGUCAAAAACUACACAAUUGUAAUCCGCCCAAAAAUGUAACAGAAUUAGAAUAUUCUAACUUUUUUCUGAAGGUUUUUGUUUAUAACUACUGAGUUUGUUUCGUUUCUUAUUCCACCCAACACUCCUCAAGUAGUGCUAUUUUAAUACCCCACAACAAAUAUGCAAGACAGAUGGGAUUCAGCAAUCAGAAAACCAAAGAAAAUGGCCAACAGCCGCUAAAUAGUAAAUGAAAUCUAUUUAAAACAUAAAGCCAAAAAUAAAUGCGGCCGAUAAAAUGUGAGUUGAACGCCCAACAAUAUGAAGGAGUGCCAAACCUGGCAACCAACAAAGCACAACAAAAUGUACGAAUCAAACCAAAACAAAACCCCGGGAUACAAAAAGCUCAAGAACCAAACUAGAAAUACAACGAUGCAACAUCACAUACCAACAUGAACAACCCAUAAAGUGAGAUGCAAACUUCAACUGCAGACAAACACUAAACUUCCGGGCGAGAAACCCAGGAUAAAAAAGAAUCUAAGAAUUCAUUUCUCAGUGUUUGUUUUGUAACAAAACUUGCUGAAAAUCUACUUUCUUUGUUUCAUUCUUUCUCCUGAGGGCGCAAAAUUCCUCUAAAUUUCGCAAGAAUUCCCACGCUUAAUUUUUGCGUUGAUUUCAUAAUUUAAUCAUUACAAGUGGCAAGUGCCCAGUGUUUCCAACUAAAAA